Bursaphelenchus xylophilus (pine wood nematode) is the source of this 620-nucleotide messenger RNA. The record is from the annotation of a GenBank genome assembly. NCBI's taxonomy places the organism in Eukaryota, Metazoa, Nematoda, Chromadorea, Rhabditida, Aphelenchoididae.
AUGGCCCUAAUCUUCUUCUGUUCAUUGCUUUUUCUGAACCCAACGCUUCUGGCUGUCGAAUUCUCUGAUCUGCCAGUCUGCGGACCAUACCAAGCAUGUGCUUCCAGAAUAAGUACCUUCCCCCUGAAGACCCAAGAAGCCGAAGCUGAUGGAGGAUCUGGACAGGGCUCUGGACUUGAACUAAAUGAACCCAUCUAUGAUGAAUUUGUAACUGCAGUCACUCCGUUCGAUUUUGACGCGGAACCUGAGAGCAAAGAGAAGAGAUUGUGCAAAUGUGGAAGUGAAUGUAAGCCUUGUGUCACACUUUGAUUACUAAAAGUUAAACUCAAAUUUCAGCCGAAGAUGAUCAGACCUGCUCUUUUGAGGCCCCCGACAAUGUUUUGACAAUAGAUUCCUCCCUUUCUCUGGCAUUGUGUCAGCCUGUUAAAGAAGUGAUCCAUACCCAAUGUUACGGCCGACGGCAUUUUCUGAUGAUAAUCGGGAAACUGAAUGAGAGCGGGGAAGGAGUGGCGGAUGUAAGCGAGACCCACGUGUCUUGUACUUGUGACAAAUAUCUGAGGGUUGGAAUUGAGCCCUGGACCGAGGGAUACGUCUUCCAUUACCGAUGUGGCCAUGAUUAA